AUGGAUUCUUUGGCAACUGGAGGAUGCUUCUUCAAUGCCGUGUUUUUGUUCACAUGGCUGCUGGGUUUGAUUGGCUACAUUUACCUGGCCAUCCGCCCUGGUGAACUCCUGAAGAAUUUUGAUUUUGUGAGCGAUGCUGAAACUUCGAGCACUGGUGCUGUAGAGGAUCCAAUUGACAACAGCUCGAAUAGCGAUGCCUCUGAUCAUCCAGCUUGGUCCGAAGAAGGUAUGGUUCAUUGGCUGUAUGACCGAUGUGAGAGGAGGCUGCAAAAGGCUGUUACAAAACAGGAUCCCACGAAGACAAAUCAGUACUUGGCCCGACAGGGUAUUCUGAGUGACAUGCUGGCUGCUUUGGAGGUAGCCACAGCAGAAACCAGGGGCCACAUUCAACAGGUCCUUGAGGACAUCACGGAUUUGUCAAGUGAUGAGGACUCACCCACUAUGAACACUGGUGGCCAUGACAUAGCUCUGAAUUCUGGAGUCCCAACGGGUAUUGCCACAGCUUUUGUGCAUGGAGUAGCUGGUAUGAGCCUUUGUGGAUGCGACAUCGGCGACAUCGAAAUCUCCAACAACAGCAGUGUGAUCCCUUUCACAACUCUGGUUUUGACUGCAUGGUCCUGGCACUUGGUGGUCAAUGAGGACUUGCAGCUUGAAGGGAGUUUGCUGGUUGCCCUGCGGAGGAUCAACGGUCGUCUGGAGAGAGCACAGCGAAGAGGCAACAUUGGGCAAGGCAUGAAACACAUGCAGAAUCGAACAUGGUUGCUGAGCUGUGUGGCUCACUAUGCCAGCUGCAGCCCUCAGGCCGACAAGGCCUUUCGGGCCAUCAUGACCCUCCCCGAGUACGACCAGUUCGAGGAGGUGACAAAGCUGAUCGGACAGCUUGGAGGAGCACUUCGUGAAGUGAAGCCGGAAAGCUCCAAGUCUGACGAGGAGAUGGCUGAAGAAACUCCAGCAGAGAAAACACAAAGGUAUAUGAACUGUGGGCAAUCUGAAGCCUCGGACCCGGACCUCUGGGCAGAUGUUCACUACGGCCCGAGGAAUCGCCGAGAUGACACAGAACCCGGUGAUGGAACGGGAUUGCAGGUGGUGAUUGACUCGGGAGCUGAUGGUUCAGUUCUGCCCAAUGUGGAGCCACCAGAUGAGUUGCCAGCGGCUGCAGAAGAAGCUGAGUUACCAGUUGCAGAGAGACCAGAUGUGGACUACAAGUCUGUGAUGGUUGAUGGUGUCAAGCUAGAUAGCAAUACUCCCCUGCGUACUUUGAGAGGUGAUACAGUUGGUGAUGAAACUAUGGAAGUGACAGCUGAGGUUCAUCUCUGGGAGAUGCGCCUUUGGGAGCAGAGACGUCAGCUGUUGUCCACCCUAGAGAUGGUGGAGAUGAGUCAGAAAGACCUUGAUGCGCUUGAGUCCUAUGACUUUGACUUGGAUGAAACUGAUGACUCUAGUCAUACUGAUGCAGAACUUCUGGAACAGUUGAACAUGGGAGUUUUGAUCCCUGCCAAUGAGUUUGACUUCAAGGGUGAGACGCCCAAAAUGUUGACCACUAGGAGGCACAUGCUUUUGAGUGAACGUGAGUUGGCUAUUCAAAGCCAUCCCAAACAUUUGGAAAAGCUUUUUGAGAUGAUGAAAAUCAACAAAGGCCUGAAGCCGAAACAAGUGCCAGUCCACCAAUUGCUGGAUGAGCCAGAAGAAACAGAGGAAUUGCCCCCGGACAAGACCAAGACUUUUAGGUCGUGCAUUGGCAUCUUGCUCUACAUUGCCAGUGAUUUUGUCGAGUGCCAGUACGCAAUCAGAGGGUUAGCACAGGUGAUGUCAAAACCAACUGUGCAGGCCUUCAUAUGCCUGCGCCACCUUUGCCUGUACCUCUUGGGUUGUGUCGACCAAUGCACUGUGAUGACCUACAGUGACCACCAAGGACUGUUGCAUUACACGCCAACUGAGUACACCAUGGAAGUUUAUUCAGACUCAGUGGAGUUCACGCUGAACUUGGACAACUCUGCUGCCAAGGCCUUCUUCUUUCGCUCAGGAAACCAAGAGACUGAUGAGAGCGAGUCUGUUGGAGAAAAUGAUGAAGAAGAAAUGAUUGAGACGGAUGCAGAAGUCGAGGAUCAACCUACUGGCCACAGUGAAGCUUCUUUGCACCAGCAAAUGGCCGAGACGAAUGCUUUGCUUCUUGCUCGAGAACAAAGACUUGAAGCUGAGUGGGAUGAAGCUGAGUUGCGCAAUGAUCGAGAGACUAUGCAUGAGAUCGAAAACAUGAUCAUCGAGACCCGCAACUUGCGCUACAGCAUUUAG
This is a messenger RNA of Cladocopium goreaui, 2292 nucleotides long. Lineage: Eukaryota; Dinophyceae; Suessiales; Symbiodiniaceae. The record is from the annotation of a GenBank genome assembly.